This is a messenger RNA of Acanthoscelides obtectus, 348 nucleotides long. Lineage: Eukaryota; Metazoa; Arthropoda; Insecta; Coleoptera; Chrysomelidae. The record is from the annotation of a GenBank genome assembly.
AUGGUCGCGACAUUUGUGUCAAAAGCGGGUCGUAUUGCAACAAUUCCUCUAAAUGAGCAAAGAACUCUUCGAAAAAUGAACCCCGAAAGAAGAAUCGUCCUCCACCAAGACAAUGCAAGCUCGCACACAGCCCAAAACACAAGGCAGUAUUUAACGGAAGAAAAUUCCGAUCUAAGUCCUAACGAUUUCUUUACUUUCCAGAAAAUUAAAAACAGACUGCGUGAAGAAGCAGUUGACGCAUUCAAAAAUACCGUUUUGGAUCUGCCAGCAAACGACUGGAAAAAAUGCUUCGAAAAUUGGUUCGUAAUCUUCGUGGAGAAUACUUCGAAAAACAAUAAAGUAAUUUAA